This is a messenger RNA of Balaenoptera acutorostrata (minke whale), 2361 nucleotides long. RefSeq names its product denticleless E3 ubiquitin protein ligase homolog (gene DTL). Gene Ontology annotation, biological process: mitotic G2 DNA damage checkpoint signaling; proteasome-mediated ubiquitin-dependent protein catabolic process. Gene Ontology annotation, cellular component: nucleus. The record is from RefSeq and is a predicted model, not a curated record. The transcript has 16 exons. The coding region runs from base 343 to 2349 and encodes 668 amino acids. NCBI's taxonomy places the organism in Eukaryota, Metazoa, Chordata, Mammalia, Artiodactyla, Balaenopteridae. Gene Ontology annotation, molecular function: protein-macromolecule adaptor activity; protein binding.
GUUCUAAGGGACGCCACAUAAGAUUUCUGCUGAAUCUGGGGGCAUUUCCACGGCUUCUCCCUCAGUUGAAAGUUUUCCUCCGGCCCAGAUGCUCUUCAAUUCGGUACUCCGCCAGCCCCAGUUUGGCGUCCCGAGAAAUGGACCCCUUAGGAAAAUACCUGAAACUGUGUUCUAGAGGGCCAUGGAUAAUGAGUGGAUCUAUACUUAAGAUGGUCUUCACAAUACCCUCUACAGUCCCUUCUUACUGGUUAUCAGUGCAACUAUAAUGAUGAGCACACUUCUUAUGGAGAAACAGGAGCCCCAGUUCCUCCUUUUGGAUGCACCUUCUCUUCCGCUCCCAAUAUGGAGCAUAUACUAGCAGUUGCCAAUGAAGAAGGCUUCGUUAGGUUAUAUAACACAGAAUCACAAACCAGUAGAAAGAAGUGCGUCAAAGAAUGGAUGGCUCACUGGAAUGCUGUCUUUGACCUGGCCUGGGUCCCUGGUGAACUUAAGCUUGUUACAGCAGCAGGUGAUCAAACAGCCAAAUUUUGGGAUGUAAAAGCUGGUGAGCUGAUUGGAACAUGCAAAGGUCAUCAGUGCAGCCUCAAGUCAGUUGCCUUUUCUAAGUUUGAGAAAGCUGUCUUCUGUACAGGUGGAAGAGAUGGCAACAUUAUGGUCUGGGACACCAGGUGCAACAAAAAAGAUGGAUUUUAUAGGCAAGUGAAUCAAAUCAGUGGAGCUCACAAUACCUUAGACAAGCAAACCCCUUCAAAACCUAAGAAGAAACAGAAUUCAAAAGGACUUGCUCCUUCUGUGGAUUUCCAGCAGAGUGUUACUGUGGUCCUCUUUCAAGAUGAGAAUACAUUAGUCUCAGCAGGAGCCGUGGAUGGGGUAAUCAAAAUAUGGGAUUUACGUAAGAAUUAUACUGCUUAUCGGCAAGAACCCAUAGCAUCCAAGUCUUUCCUGUACCCAGGUAGCAGCACUCGAAAACUAGGAUACUCAAGUCUGAUUUUGGAUUCUACUGGCUCUACUUUAUUUGCUAACUGCACAGAUGACAACAUCUACAUGUUCAAUAUGACUGGAUUAAAGACUUCUCCAGUGGCUAUCUUCAAUGGACAUCAGAACUCUACCUUUUAUGUUAAGUCCAGUAUUAGUCCAGAUGACCAGUUUUUAGUCAGUGGCUCAAGUGAUGAAGCGGCCUACAUCUGGAAGGUCUCCAUACCCUGGCAUCCUCCUACUGUGCUCCUGGGUCAUUCUCAAGAGGUCACAUCUGUGUGCUGGUGUCCAUCAGACUUCACAAAGAUUGCUACCUGCUCUGAUGACAAUACACUGAAAGUCUGGCGCUUGAAUAGAGACUUAGAAGAGAAAUCAGGAGGAGAUAAACUCUCCAUAGUGGGCUGGGCCUCUCAGAAGAAGAGAGAGGCGAGAGCUGACCUAGUAACAGUGACAAGUAGCCAGAGUACUCCUGCCAAAGCCCCCAGAGUAAAGAGCAGUCCAUCCAUUUCCUCCCCAUCAUCAGCAGCUUGUGCUCCAAGCUGUGCUGGAGACCUCCCUCUUCCUUCAAAUACUGCCACAUUCUCUCUUAAAACCCCUCCUGCCAAGACCCGAUCUCCCAUCAGCAGAAGAGGCUCUGUGUCUUCUGUCUCUCCCAAGCCACCCUCAUCUUUCAAGAUGUCCAUUAGAAACUGGAUGACCCGAACACCUUCCUUAUCACCACCCAUGACUCCACCUGCUUCUGAGACCAAGAUCAUGUCUCCAAGAAAAGCCCUUAUACCUGUGAGCCUGAAAUCAUCCCAAGCAGUGGCUUGCUCUGAGUCUAGAAAUAGAGUAAAGAGGAGGCUAGACUCAAGUUGUCUGGAGAACGUGAAACAAAAGUGUGUAAAGAGUUGCAACUGUGUGACUGAGCUUGAUGACCCAGUUGAAAAGCUUCAUUUGGAUCUGUGCUGCCUUGCUGGUAACCAGGAAGACCUUGGUAAGGACUCUCUAGGUCCUACCAAACCAAGCAAGAUUGAAGGGACUAGUAUGAGUGUCACAGAGCCUCCUUCUCCUGCCAGUCCUUAUGCUUCAGAAGGCUGUGGAACGCUACCUCUUCCUUUGGGAUCUUGUGGAGAAGGCUCUGAAGUGGUAGGCAAAGAGAAUAGCUCCCCAGAGAAUAAAAACUGGUUAUUGGCCAUGGCAGCCAAACGGAAGGCUGAGAAUUCGUCUCCACGAAGUCCAUCGUCCCAGACCCCCAACCCUAGGAGACAGAGUGGAAAGACUUCUCCAGGCCCGGUUACCAUUACUCCCAGCUCCAUGCGGAAAAUCUGUACAUAUUUCCAUAGAAAGUCCCAAGAUGGCUACUGUAGUCCAGAACAGUCAACAGAAUUAUAGAUUCUCAUCUGA